GUGGUGGACGUGACUAAACAGGUUAUACUGCAUGUGUGAUUACCCAUGAUUCAUGCGCUGAGGGACGAUAGAAUCGUGAUUGACUUUCUAUCAUGUCAGCUUAGUCUAUUAAACUCCAAAAAAACCAAAAAUUGCGGUAUAUAAUAAACCCAUCCCUCGAGAUCUAAAUAUAACUUCUCCUUGGUCCGUCUAACUAUUACUUCGCUAACUCACCUACCAGACUAUCUGCCCAGCCCAACGAACACCAAUCCCGUCAUGACACAGAAUACGCAAGUAAAGUUUGAGGGCUCUAGCUUCAACUUCCAGGGCUCCCGCUUCAACGGUACUAAGCCCUCGAGUUACCAACCCGGUAACUCCAGCCCGCGGUCUUCCAAUGCUUCAAUUUUGCUUCAACAAUAUCCACCGAAGCAAAGUCAAUACCCUUUGAACGGUUAUGGAAACCCCGCUUCUAAAGCUUCGAUGCGAUACAUGUCUGCCCAGGGAGCUGAAGUACCGGGUCCUCUUUUAGGGGCACACAUUAUUAAUUCCUUCAACUUAGCGACCCCCUACAUCUCACCCAUUGAGCAAUGCUUGGACACGGUUGACUACCAUUGUUUACUCCACAAAAAUAAUCCCUCCUUAACUCCUUCAAACAACGAAUCCAUUAUGAAUCUGGUCCUCCAUAACUCUAACUCAUUGGCGGGAUAUUAUUCUUUGGCAAACACCUUCUACUCUGGUAAUUACAACCCCAACCAUUCCGCGCCAAAAGCGGAUGUUGGUGACAUCCAAAAUGGGCCAAACUACCAGCACACCGAUACAGAGUUGAGGCAUUGCUCCUUUGAUGAAGCUUACUUUAACCACACUGAUAAUAUCUCCUAUCCCUUAAAGCCCGAGUAUCCAACGAGUGCGACCGACCUCUACAAGCAUAACCUUGUUCCGCCCACCAGAAAUGGCUCUGAAAGCUACGGACUUAGCUACUCCUCUGUGUCGCCUACCUCGUCGUCGUCUUCCCCUAACCAUGUUAAUAAUCAUGUUCAGCCGUCAAAGCCGAGGUACCGUCCAAAGUCGCGCUUGAGUAUUGGCGAGCUCUCUCUCAUUUUGAAGAAGUCUCCAGAAGAUACCGUUCUUAUUGAGCACAUGAUUUUAAAGACUUUGGAAGAAGUAACGAACAGCAAAUUCAGGCUUGGCUAUUCGAAUUGGGUUCGCGGUCUUUCCAUUAAACAGCGUAAGGAUUAUCUUGAUCGGCUCUACGUUAUUACGAGUAAGGAGUUUCCCACCUACGACAAGAAGGUGUUGGAAAUAAUCGUGGGAAGGGGAAGCUACUCGUACAUGCAAAAGAGGUUGAGACAAGAGAGAGAGAGCAGACGAAAGAGUGUUAAUGGGAUUAAUCUUCGUCCGCAUCCAAUGGAGAGAUAAGUGCACGGCAAAGGAAAAGAUAAAAGGAAUUUUUUUACUUCAGUUUAUAAAUGGUAGGCUUUUUAUUUAUCAGUCUAAUUCGCAACGCUUCAAACAUUAAGAGCGGCAUGUUAUAAUCUACUUCGGAGUUUAAAC
This is a messenger RNA of Babjeviella inositovora NRRL Y-12698, 1530 nucleotides long. RefSeq lists its product as uncharacterized. The record is from RefSeq and is a predicted model, not a curated record. The transcript has a single exon. The coding region runs from base 256 to 1395 and encodes 379 amino acids. NCBI's taxonomy places the organism in Eukaryota, Fungi, Ascomycota, Pichiomycetes, Serinales.